AUGACUAUUUUAAAACGACCUGGAGAAUAUGAACCACCAUUAGGAAAAAUAUGGAAUCGAGCAGAAGCUCGAACAUGGACCACAAUCAUGUUUUCUGGAACUUGUGUUUUAUAUGCUGCACGAGCUGCUCUUCCAAUUUCAGCAGCUGCAGUCUCGAAAGAAUUUGCUUGGAAUAAAACCGAUUCUGGAACUGUUUUAUCAUGUUUUUUCUGGGGAUAUGCAUUAACACAAAUGUUUGCUGGAAGACUUGCUGAUAAAUAUGGAGCUGAAAAUGUAAGUUUUUUUUUGGAAAUUCAAAAAAAAACAUAUUGAAAUUCAUAGAUCUUACCAUAUUCAAGUUUGGCAUGGACAAUGAUAACAUUUUUCACUCCAACUUUAUUUGAUUUUGCAUAUUGGACAGAUUAUCCGCUAGUUGUUCUGUUGAGUGUCAGAAUUUUAACUGGAAUAUGUCAAGGUAUAACCGAACUCCUGGAAUUUGAAAUUUGUUGAAGUUUUCUUAUAGCAUUCCAUAUUCCUUCGCUAGCUUCAAUUGUUUCGAAACAUUUAGCGGCGACUGACAAAGGUCGUGUUUUUGGAAUUGUUCUCGCUGGAUCUCAUUGUGGAACUGUAUUAGCUGGUUUAGUUGGAAGUACACUUCUUGAAUGGGUUGGUUGGCGAUCUCUAUUUCAAUUUGUUGGUGUGAUCUCAUUAAUUUGGUGUUGGAUGUUUCGAUGGGUUUUGGAAAAUGGAAAAAAUGCGGCAAAUGGAAGAUCGUCUCCAAUUCCAGAUGAAGAAGUUCUUUUGAACAAAAAACAUGUGAGUAUUUUGUAUUUGGAAUUUGUAUGUUCAGAAUCAAGACAAAAUGAAUUUCAGGAUAAUGAACCAGAAUCGCAUCUUUCUCAAAAUCCCCAAUCUCCACCUGUUCCAUGGGGAACACUUUUCCGGCAUCCUGGUUUUUGGUAUGAUCAAUUCUAAAAUAAAAAUUAUAAAAUAUUUUUCAAAAAUCUUAAAUUUUAGGGCUGCUGCAAUUGCUCAAUACACAGGUGGAAAUUCAUAUUCAAUACUUUUCAAUUGGCUUCCUUCAUAUUUCCACGAAACAUAUCCAAAUGCAAAAGGAAUUGUUUAUAAUGUUGUUCCUUCUUUGGCAAUUGUUGUAACAAGUCUUAUUGCUCCAAUAAUGGCAUCACAAGCAUUGGCAGACGGAAAAACUGUGACUUAUACAAGAAAAUUGAUGGAAGGAGCUAGUUUAUUCGGAAUUGCUAUUUGUCUUUUGAUUGUUCCAAUGACUGAUUCAUUUUGGUUUUGUCUUUUGAUUUUCACUUUGGCAAUGGCUGCAAGAGGAUUACAUCAUGGUGGAGUUUCUGUGAAUCCACAUGAUUUUGCUCCAAAUUAUGCUGGAUCUGUUUUCGGUGAGUGUUUUAUGAAAAUUCCGAAAUUAUUUUAUAAUUUUUAUUGAAAAAUUGAAUUAAAUAUUCUUUGCCGUGAUUUCGUGUGAGAAUAUUGAUUAUUCAAAUUUCUCAAUAAAAAAUUAUCAUGAAAUUUCAAAAAAUGGUAGUUGAAAAUUUUCACAUGAAAUUUGUAUUUCUGAAAUCUUAGGAACGCACUUGACAAAAAAGUUAUAACGUGGCAAAGUUUUCAAAAACCGGAAAUUUGCUGUGGGAUUUUGUCAGAGACGAAAUUGUUUCAAUUUCAAGUUCACAACUUCUUAUGUAUACGAGAUUCUCUUGUAAACUUAUUCCGUUUUAUUUGUAGAAUAUUUCCGGAGAAAAACAAGAAAUAGAGAAAAUCAUAAAUAUUUCUCAAGUUCUCCACCGAAUUGAUAUUUUUAGAAAAAAUCAUUCAAAUUAUUUUUUAAAAAAAACAAGGUUAAAAUUUAGGUGUUUUUAAUGCUUGUGGCGCAAUCACUGGAUUUGUUGGUGUUUACGUAGCCGGUCAUAUUCUUGAAGCAACAAAUAAUAAUUGGGCAUAUGUAUUUGUAGUAACAUCGGCACAAUGUGUUUUAGGUGCCAUGGUUUAUAUUUUGCUAGGUACCGGUCAGAAAAUCAUUUAA
Molecule: messenger RNA, 2029 nt
Organism: Caenorhabditis angaria
Lineage: Eukaryota; Metazoa; Nematoda; Chromadorea; Rhabditida; Rhabditidae
Source: the annotation of a GenBank genome assembly